AGCUCUUUCUCUUUCAUUUUCUCCGCACUUUUUGCAGAACCAUUUGCUGCCCAGAGUAUCCGACAGCCACCUACUCUGAUCCUGCUCAAACCAAUGGCUGACCCUGAGCUGGAAGCUAUCAGGCAAAGAAGAAUGCAGGAGCUAAUGGCUCAACAUGGUGUUGGGAAUCAGCAAAACUCUGAACAACAGAAAUCUCAAGAGGAAGCUAAAAGGGAAGCAGAUGAACGAAGGCAGAUGAUGCUUAGUCAGAUUUUAUCAUCUGAAGCAAGAGAAAGAAUUGCCCGAAUUGCUUUGGUGAAGCCUGAGAAGGCCAGAGGAGUUGAAGAUGUUAUACUGAGAGCUGCUCAAAUGGGUCAGAUAGUUGAGAAGGUUUCUGAAGAGAGGCUCAUAUCAUUGCUGGAACAAAUCAACUCCCAAACAACUAAACAGACCAAAGUCACUAUCCAGAGGCGUCGAAAUGUUCUUGAGGAUGAUGAUUAGUAAUGGUUCGUAUCUAGCACUUUUUAUUUGGUGAGUGUGUGGUUUGUGUGAUGUAACAUUAAACACUAAAAUUUUCUCCACAUUUUUCUCAUCUGUUUUCUCCCCUCAAUAUUGUUACCUACCAGACUGUUUUUCUUAUGAUUAUAAAUUUGAAUGUGUGCUGGCAUGGGAGUGGAUUGAACAUGCCAAAGAGAAUAUACAGACAAGUCCAACCUCUCAACACCCAUUUUUGCUGAUGGGAUUGGUGUAGGUUUCCAAGUUGCAAUUAUUGUAAGGGUGUUACUUUUUACCCUUUGAUUUCCAUGAUUUAGAAAUCAAUAUGUAGACGGGUAUAGGAAACAUUUUGACAUUAUUCAAGGAAAAUAUUUAUAUU
Molecule: messenger RNA, 853 nt
Organism: Ilex paraguariensis (yerba mate)
Lineage: Eukaryota; Viridiplantae; Streptophyta; Magnoliopsida; Aquifoliales; Aquifoliaceae
Source: the annotation of a GenBank genome assembly